Phanerochaete carnosa HHB-10118-sp is the source of this 2825-nucleotide messenger RNA. RefSeq lists its product as uncharacterized. Gene Ontology annotation, molecular function: oxidoreductase activity, acting on CH-OH group of donors; metal ion binding. Bases 53 to 1183 code for a protein of 376 amino acids. Lineage: Eukaryota; Fungi; Basidiomycota; Agaricomycetes; Polyporales; Phanerochaetaceae. The transcript has 6 exons. The record is from RefSeq and is a predicted model, not a curated record.
CGUCAUUAUAUAGCUUGAGACAUCGCAGAGCUUCGUUCCACCACUGCGACUCAUGCCUAACCUCAAGCACCUCACUGAGCGCAUCUUCCAGUCGCCCCAAAAGUACAUCCAGGGCCCGAAUGCCAUCAAGAAUGCGGCCAAGUAUCUCGACUCGCUCGGCCGUACCCCGUUGUUGGCAGUAGAUGAUCUGGUGUUCAACAUCGCGGGAAAGCAGCUCGUCGAGGCCUUGGAGCAAGCGCAAUUCAAGGUCACCCGUGGCCGCUUCGGUGGCGAGGCCUCCACACAGGAGAUCGAACGGCUCGUCACACUCGGCAAGGAGUCCCGGAGCGACUUCGUCAUCGCACUCGGCGGCGGCAAGACGAUCGACACCGCCAAGUGCGUCGCAGACCUGCUCAAGCUACCUGUCGCAGUCCUGCCCACGACCGCGUCGACGGACGCACCGUGCUCCGCGCUCUCCGUGAUCUACACGCCGGACGGCGCGUUCGAAAAAUACACGUUCUAUGACAAGAACCCGAACCUCGUCCUCGUCGACACGAGCGUCAUCGUCCAGGCCCCCGCGCGCUUCCUCGCCGCCGGCAUCGGCGAUGCCAUCGCGACGAACAUCGAGGCGCGCCAGUCGCGGCACAGCCCGAACUUUGGCGGCCUCCUCCCGACAGACCUCUCGGAGGCGGUCGGCGCAAAGUGCGAGGAGAUCCUGCUCAAAUACGGCAAGCAAGCGUACGAAGCGAACAAGGCCAAGGCCCUCACUCCCGCGUUCGAGGCGGUCGUAGAGGCAAACACGCUGCUGUCCGGACUCGGCUUUGAGUCUGGAGGACUUGCUGCUGCUCACGCCAUCCACAACGGCUUCACUGCUAUUCAUGCUCUGCACGGUUUGAUGCACGGAGAGAAAGUCGCUUUUGGCGUAGUCGCGCAGCUCAUCUUGAACGGCGCCGAUUCCGCGGAGCUCGAUCGCUACAUCGGGUUUAUGCUCUCCGUCGACCUGCCCGUGACCUUCGAGCUCCUCGGCAUCCCAAACGUGACCGACGAGGAGAUCCGCUCCGUCGCAAAGCUCUCGUGCGCACCGAACGAGACGAUCUGGAACAUGGAGAUCGCUAUUAACGAGGAGAUCGUCUUCAACGCGAUCAAGGGUGCCAACGCUGCCAGUGUUAGCUACAUCAAGCGUACGGGUUGGAAGAAGGAGUGAACGUUUCUGAUUUAGAACUCUACAAUUGUACAAUUGCGUGUACCAUAUGUGUAGAAAAGUGGCAUAGCUGUGUAAGUCCUGGAAAUAGCGUAUAGCAGAUGUAGCUUUAGAAUCUAUGAUGUUAUUACUAUCGCUUCGGACCGCGCGAAACUGAAUGUAAUUGGGCACGAUGCAAAGCCUUGAAGACAUGAUGAGACGGCAGUGCAGGUCAGCCUGCAACAGCCGAUCGCGUCGGGCGCGACAUCAAAAACGGCACUGCUCCCGCGCAUGAACUCGAAGAGGCAAGUAUACAGGAACAAUCAUUGCAAUAUUUUGUCCGGUGCAGUAACGAGCGCACAAGUGUUUGGUGCCAUAGUCCAGCCACGCAGUAAUCGCGCAGCCCGUCCUCAGUGCAGAACGCGAGCCCGAUUCCGGCGAUCCCUCGCUGCGUGAUGCGUUGCCAUGGGAUGGUGCAGCUGGACGGGGACGUAGCUAACCAAGCUCCUCGGCUGGCCGUGCGGCAGUAGCGAAUCAGCGAUCACGUUAGGCACAGGGUCGAUACAGCAGGCGACGGGAGAAAUUUAGGCCUUGAAGUUGGCGCCGACACGGAGACCGCCCUUGGCUCACGAAAAUCGUACGAGAAAUUGGCGUUAUACUUGCUCUCUCGGGACUUCUGCUUGUUGCGGAGCGCGAACUCGCCGAAGGACAAGCCCAAGAAGAGGAUGGCCCGCUUCUCAGAUAUGCGUUGAAGGGCACGGCGUCGAUAUUCGCCUCGAGGACCUCACAUAGUGUCUUGUGCGGGAAAGCCACUCGGCGAGCGGCCAACGCGGGUAGAGCAGGUAUAAGUCGCUGAUAACCUCGACGACGUCGAUCUGGAGGACCGAGCUGGGCCAGAGGAAGUCGGAGAAUAUCUCCAUGUACGGUUGAGGAGACGCGGGCUGCACGUUCACGAUUGGGACCUUUUAUGUGCGAGUGCGCCUAUACCCUGGAACAUUUACAGCGGGAGGAUGUGAGUUCGUAUGGCACGCCAAGAUCUACAAGAACGCAUCGGACACGACGUGCUUACAGUUCGGAAUGCGUCGGUAACGUCGAGAGUAGCGAGUUAAGGCUUCUUGCUUGACAUUCUCUGUUUUGAGCCACAAGUAGCGGCUGUUCGUUCGAAGUCCCUCGAGGACAGGGACUCCUCUUCAUAGUGAUUGCGAGGCAAGGAAACACUUGAAGUGUCAUUGCUAGCACAUCAGUAGGUCUACUGAAGAGCUCACAAAAUGCUCGUCCAGUAACCCGGUGUGAACCUGAAGAAGUGUCCCGGCUUUGGCUCUGGGCCUCAACAUGCUGCUAUACUGUGUCGUUGUGACCACUGCUCGUUGUACUUGACUGCAGGACGAAAUAAAGCCUUCUCGAGUCACAUGGGAUCACCCACAAUUGAGCUGCGUUCGCCGCCGCUCAGUCAAAAGUGUAGGGAUCCGACAGUACACGCGUCACGGCGUUCUGCAGAUCAUCCAAAAAUACACCGCACGGUCUGAAGGCUAUCACCUUUUCAUCAUUAGGCCGAGAAAAAUCGAGACGACAACGUUACCUUCCAUUUGUCACCUGUCCUCGGCGCAUCACCCAUCUCAUACCUGAGCUCCUUCUUGAGACGACGACCAGCGUGUUCGAUGGUAUA